Entamoeba invadens IP1 is the source of this 1803-nucleotide messenger RNA. RefSeq lists its product as hypothetical. The transcript is spliced from 3 exons. Bases 1 to 1803 code for a protein of 600 amino acids. Lineage: Eukaryota; Evosea; Mastigamoebida; Endamoebidae. The record is from RefSeq and is a predicted model, not a curated record.
AUGGAAAGCCAACGCUUUCUUAACCCCUUCAGUAGUCGGACACACAUAUUCUUACUUAAUUUUCAAGAAUUAGACAACACUAUUCAGAAAAUUGAAGCACAGAUGGUGUACUCACAACCUUACCCAACUCCUCUUGAGCUUAUGAGUGUUACUCCCUUGUCUAAAGUACAACUGAAACACAUUUCAUUUGUACUCGCAAAAUAUGAGAAUGUACAUCUAGCUCUAUUACAACUCGUACCCUCUGUGUUUCAAGAAGAAUCACACUUUUGGGCUCGAUACUUUAAAUUGCUUUUCGUGCUUUCUAAAAGAGAAAAGGACUUUCAGAAAUUCAUCCACACCCGAAUCGUGGAAGAUCCAACACCACAACUUCAACAUGUCUUCUACUUAAAACGAUUUUUGCUAAACACAGAGAACAAUUGGGGGAGAAUACCAACAACAUCAGGUAUCCCAUUUCUGGCGACCGCAAGUAACUGCUAUGAAGUGCUUUUAAGGGACAACUCUCUGACUUCGACAUUAAUCAAUUUGUUUAUAAAAGAUGGUGAAAAGCCCGAUAAAUUGCGUCAUGGCUUAUUAUCCAAGAAUGCAAACGAAAAUGUAGAGUACAGAAUAUGCGACUUUAUGCACACAUUAUACGAAACCUUUUAUGUUGAUCUUUCCUUUGUGCAACCCCUUGUAUCAACAUUAUUAGAAGUCUAUGAUUUUGAAAGAACGUAUUUGAUAUGUCAAUCAUUUCUAUUACGAAUGUUAUAUUUAGGAAUAUACCCACUUGAUUGUAUUCAAUUUGACUGUUUGAUGUUAACACUGAACUCUGUAUUAGAAGAGAAUUUCCCAUGUUUUGUGAAGAAUUUGAAUGAUCAUGGGGUGGAUGUGUCGACGAUGUUCGAAGAUAUACUGAACUCCUUAUGCCUUCCCCUUGCAAAGAACAUUAAUUUGGAUAACAAAAUGUUACUACUUGGAAGUUUAUUAAUAUAUGGAUAUCCACUUGUGAUCAAUGUGAUUAUCAAUACACUGAGGUUUUGUGACUCGUUUCCAAUGCCUGACAAUACGGUAUUUAUUGACGCAUUUACUAACAACUUUGAAAAGAUCAUCCAGAGGUCUUGGUGCAAUGAACUACCUCAACAUUUGCAAUUCCACUAUUUCAUAUCUAUCAACCCAAAAUUCAAGUAUCACUCAUUCUUCGAUACACCAGUCUCAUUUUACCAUUUACAAUGCGUGUCGCCUUCGGUACUCCCGAAUGACAUGUUAAGUGUCGAUCAGGCGAGCACGUUGAAUAUGUUCUUGCCAACAAGAAUUGCAUUUACUGAUUUGGAGGUGAUUUACUCUUCCACUACAGAUGGCUUCUCCCUCAGAAAUUUAUAUUACAAAUGUGUUGCUAGAUAUCCUCUUGUUGUACUCAUUAAAGCAGAAGGCAAGAUAUUUGGUGGGUAUGUCCCCGAUGAACUCUCCAUUUGUUCAAAGUAUCGAAGUACGGGAGAGACCUUUCUCUUCUCUUUGACUGACAAGGUGAAGUAUUCAUCGACAUCAAAUAACAAUUAUUUCUUAUUAACAGACGCUUCAAAGUUUUCCUUUGGUGGUGGGAAUGGCGUUUCUUCAUUAUCACUUGACAGAGACUUAUAUGGUGUGAAUUACAGAACACCUACAUACAACAACGAACCCUUUUUGAAGUGUUCAACUUUUAUCCCAAGCCGCGUGGAAGUCUGGAGUUGUACAUUUCCGUCUUCUGUUCCAUCCUCUGGCGUUAGCAGUGUUUCUACAAGUGUUUCUUCCUCAGCAAGAACUUCGAUAGACAUGGAGUCUUAUUGA